Perca flavescens (yellow perch) is the source of this 4154-nucleotide messenger RNA. It is a transcript of the gene ocrl, whose product is annotated as OCRL inositol polyphosphate-5-phosphatase. Lineage: Eukaryota; Metazoa; Chordata; Actinopteri; Perciformes; Percidae. The record is from RefSeq and is a predicted model, not a curated record. Gene Ontology annotation, biological process: signal transduction; phosphatidylinositol dephosphorylation. Gene Ontology annotation, molecular function: inositol phosphate phosphatase activity; phosphatidylinositol-4,5-bisphosphate 5-phosphatase activity. The coding region runs from base 434 to 3385 and encodes 983 amino acids. Gene Ontology annotation, cellular component: cytoplasm; membrane. The transcript has 24 exons.
AAGAAGUAGGUGGGAGCAUAUGUCUAUGGGUGGGAGUCCUUCAGCAUCUCGCUACUGUCUACUGUAGCCUUAGCUAGCCAACUAGCUCUCUUAAAUCAGCCACAACCCGCCAGCUAUGCAGGUUUGCCAACCUGUUUCUGGACACAUACAAGAAGCCGGAAACUUCAAGGUUUUUGUAAGAAUGGCGCACACUAACCGGGAUACUUUGACUUAUCCACUCUGUUGAACAUUUGUGCCCACGUCCAGCAACAACAACCACAGCUGGCUAACAAGCUUAGCUAAAGUUAGCAUUAGCGAGCAACCGCUGAACAGCUGUAAUCCCGGAAGGCCGGCGCACCGAGUGGGGAUUUUAACUUCUCUCUCCGUGUCUGGACUGAACCAACACAAAGUCGCUAGCCAAUGAUAAAUUACUAUUUAUCAUUUAUCGGUAAGAAUGGAGUCCUCUUUGGGCAUAUGCGACGAGGAGUGCUUGGCAACGGUGAGAGUUCAGGAGCUGAGGGCUGGCCAGAAGGAGCCCAGACUACUGUCACUAAUUGAGCGCAGUGGAGAGUUUAUAUUGGGUGUUUUGGCGACGCCUGAUGCUGUUGUGUCUCGUCCAGUGGCUCAGCUGUCUAUACCCAUCAAUGGUAAUUUUGAAAUAGUUCGAGAGGCGGAAGAGGCUCUUCUUAUUAACUUCUCAGUAGCUUCCUGCGUUAGAAUACGAAUCAAAGGAGAUAAAGCUCCAGAGCUGCUGUUGGAACUGCAGGAUGAUGAUCGGACUCAGACUUUCUUUGUCCAGGUGAAGAGUGCUCAGCAACAGGUUGAAUCCAAAUUCACGAAACCCAAAGCAAUGGAGCCCCUUGCGGCAACAGCCCUGAGAGGUCCGGUCCCGAUCCCACCGCAAAGAGCAAACAAGACUGCUAACUCUGUGGGCUCUGGAGUCAACCCACCCAAAUCUACCAGUGCUCUGCUUCCCAACCUAAACAACAGCAGGUCAACAAAUCAGACUAACGCAGAUCCAGUUCAAUCACUUGCCUCAGACUUUGGCUUUGAGGACAACUUUAACCACGCUCUCAAAGUGGAGGAAAAAAAGAACCACCAGAAUCGUAUCGUCGCCUCUAGGGAGCCUCCUCCGGUUCCCCCUCUACCUCCUCGCAAAGCCUCCUACACUCCAUCCAAUCCUCUGCCUCCUCCACCAAUCCCUAAAGACAGAGCUGUCUCCCUACAGGCCAGAGACAACUCCAAACCAGAUAGUUUUAGGUCAGGGUUUGACCAUGCGGACAGGCCAUCGUCUUGGAGCGAGAGCCCCACAACCAACAGCAUGAGACAGGCCAUGUUAUCCAGCCAGGCAGGGCAAAGAGAAUACCUAAUCAAACACCGCCUGGGUAAGAAGGAGCACGAGUACGUGGACAUCCAGACCUUCAGGUUUUUCACAGGUACGUGGAAUGUGAACGGCCAGGCUCCAGACAGCAGCCUUGAGCCGUGGCUCUGCUGUGACACAGAACCUCCUGAUAUUUAUGCUCUGGGUUUCCAAGAAUUGGACCUGAGCACUGAAGCUUUCCUCUACAUGGACUCGCCCAAGGAGCAGCUGUGGGUGGAAGCUGUGGAGAGGAGCUUGCACCCAAAAGCCAAAUACAAGAGGGUUCGAAUGAUACGUCUAGUUGGGAUGAUGCUUGUCAUCUUUGUCAAAAAGAUUCACAAGAAUCACAUUAAAGAAGUGGCUGCAGAGCAUGUGGGGACAGGAAUCAUGGGGAAAAUGGGGAACAAAGGAGGUGUGGCAGUCAGGUUUGUUUUCCACAAUACUAGCUUCUGCAUCGUCAACUCUCAUCUAGCAGCACACGUGGAAGACUUUGAGCGCCGCAACCAGGACUAUAAAGACAUCUGUGCCCGCAUGUCUUUCCACUUACUGGACCACCCCCCUCUCAGUAUCGUCAAGCACGAUGUAGUAAUCUGGCUCGGGGAUCUAAACUAUCGUCUGUUCAUAUACGAUUCGGCUGAGGUCAAGCAGCACAUCUCUCAGAAUGAGCUAAAAAAGCUUCAGGAGCUUGAUCAGCUGAACAUUCAGAGGCAGACGAAGAAAGCCUUCACAGACUUCAUGGAGGGAGAGAUCAACUUCAUUCCCACGUACAAGUACGACCCAAAAACGGAUCGAUGGGACUCAAGUGGGAAGUGCCGUGUCCCGGCUUGGUGUGACAGAAUCCUGUGGAGGGGCAACAAUGUCAAGCAGCUCAAAUACCGGAGUCACAUGGAGCUGCAAACUAGUGACCACAAGCCUGUUAGUGCUCUCUUCACUGUAGGGGUUAAGGUGGUAAAUGAGCAGCGCCACAAAAAGGUGUUUGAGGAGAUUGUUCGAGCGAUGGACAGAAUGGAGAACGAUUUCCUUCCAUCUGUAACUCUGAGCAGGAGAGAGUUUACAUUUGGGAAUGUGAAAUUUCGCCAGCUUCAAAAGGAGCGCUUCCUUAUAACAAACGACGGCCAGGUCCCCUGUCACUUUGCCUUCAUCCCCAAACUCAAUGACUCGCAGUAUUGUAAGCCUUGGCUCCGUGCUGAGCCAAGCGAUGGAUUCUUAGAGCCGAAUGAGACCCUGGAGAUCUAUCUGGAGGUGUACGUCAGUAAAGACUCCGUCACGCUGCUGAACUCUGCAGAGGACGCCAUAGAGGACAUUCUGGUGCUCCAUCUGGACCGUGGCAAAGACUACUUCAUUACAAUCUCUGGCAACUACCUGCCCAGCUGCUUUGGUACCUCGCUGGAGACUCUGUGCCGCAUGAAGAAGCCCAUCAGAGAGAUCCCCAUUACCAAACUAAUUGACCUGGGAGAGGACAACUACAUGGAAAAGGAAAGGUCAAAAGUGAACUUCCUGAUGGUGGAUGGUGCAAGUACCGAGGACAAACCUCUGAAGAUCCCAAAAGAAGUGUGGAUUCUUGUCAACCAUCUCUUCACCAAGUCCUGUGAUCAGGAGGACUUGUUCCAGACACCAGGCCUACAAGAGGAGCUGCAGAGCAUCAUCGACUGUCUGGACACCAGCAUCCCAGACUCUAUCUCUGGUUGUAACCACUCUGUAGCUGAGGCUCUGUUGAUCUUCUUGGAGGCCUUGCCGGAGCCAGUGGUGUGUUAUGAACUCUACCAACGGUGCCUAGACUGCUCUCAUGACAGCCGCCUCUGCAAACAGUGGAUCUCCCAGCUGCCCCGGGCACACCGCAACGUGUUUCGCUACUUAAUGGCGUUCCUGAAGGAACUUCUCAAGCACUCACACAACAACAACCUAACAGCCAACCUCAUAGCUACACUCUUUGCCAGCCUCCUUAUCCGUCCGCCUCCCAAUCUGAUGGGCAGGCAGACACAACACGAACGGCAGAAAGCCAUCGACUUCAUUCUGGGUUUCCUCAUGGCAGGAGACGAGGAGUAACCGAGGUUAAUGGUACCUCACGCCAUCAGUUGGGUUUGGAGUUGAUUCCCAGCCUGGCAUGCUGUUGGCAAAGAACCUGGACCUGUAGGACACUGUGGAACAUCCACGUGGUACUUUGUCAUCUAUUGGAGAACAGUGCAGUUCUUGCAUCCUUCCUUUUCACAAUCGCUCAUGUUAGAGGAACUCGAGACUUCCAUUAGAGCUGUGAUGAUUUUACCAAGUGUUAUAUCUUCAGUUUGUUCAUAGGAUGACCACUCGCUGGAUUUGUAAGCACUUAGGAGAGGUUUAAACUCAUGCCUAUGCACUUUCUGAAGACCGAAAGGCUGUGGCUCCAGACUAAAGUUGUUCUCCUCCUCAGCUGACCCUUCUUAUUGUAGGCGCUCAUGCCAAAAAUAUCUCUCCUGAACAGUGAGUGAGUGGUAUGAAUGUAAAAAAUACUAUGUAUCCAUAGAUGCUAAGCGAAAGACUCAAUUACACUAAAGAAAAGUAAAUCCCUGAAGUUUAAAGAAGUAGACUGAAUAAGUUAAAAGUAUAAAUAGUUUGAAAUGGGAUAAUUGUGGAAAUGUAUCACUAAGAAUGUUUAAGCUUAAGAUAAAUCAUGACAAUCAUUCAUUUUAACUGAAGUGACAAUAUUAUAGCUAUCAUUUGGACCUUUUUGUUACCAUACGGAUUGUAUUAUAACUGUUAUUUAAAUAUUUUUCAUCUAAGUUUGCACCCUGGGAAUGGUUUCUGGUUCCUUCUACAGUAUGUUUUUUUUUUUUUUUUUUUU